Zingiber officinale is the source of this 1360-nucleotide messenger RNA. RefSeq lists its product as uncharacterized. Gene Ontology annotation, molecular function: protein dimerization activity. The coding region runs from base 115 to 1263 and encodes 382 amino acids. The record is from RefSeq and is a predicted model, not a curated record. The transcript has 2 exons. Lineage: Eukaryota; Viridiplantae; Streptophyta; Magnoliopsida; Zingiberales; Zingiberaceae.
UCAAGACUGCAUACAAACACAGAAUCAAUUGCUGAGACUAUUAAUGAAAGUCGAUUAUUUCGAGAGGCAUAUGGUUCUUUUAGCGAUCCUAUUGCAGUUUCAUGCAGAUAUAAAAUGGAUGCAGCUGAGUGGUGGUUACAAUAUGGAGGACCAGCUCCAAAUUUGAAAAAGAUUGCAGUACGAAUUCUCUCACAGACAACGUCUUCAAGCGGUUGUGAAAGAAAUUGGUCAACUUUCUCCCUCAUUCAUACAAAAGUACGAAAUCGUCUUUCUUAUCGUCGCUUGGAGAAGAUGGUCUACGUUCAUUAUAAUAUGCGUCUUCAACUAAGAGCAACAACAGAAGAGAAUGAAGAACAGGAGUCUGGUGAUGUAGACCCAUUUGAUAUUGGAUUUGUCCAGACUGAGAAUGAUCCAAUGAUGGAUUGGUGGAGCGCUGUUGAGGCUGAGAAUCCAUUACUUGAUGAAGCAGGAGACCCACCACGACCAUCUCAAUUUCUUACUCAACAGAUUGAAAAAAUACAAGCUAGAGGAGAUAUCUGCGAGGAAGAAGAUGAUGAAGCUUUUGAUCAAGAAUUUCGAUUUUCUGGAUCUCGGUCUAGGCUUUCUCAAACAUCACAAACCCAACCAAAGUCCAUAGAUAAAGGCAAAGGCAAAGCUCCUGCAAUUUUUACUAAAAAGAAAGAAAAAGGCAAACCUCCUACUUUUAUGGGAAGUGGUCCAUUUAGAAUUAGAGAAAAUCCACUCAAUGCAAUUGAUGAGCAAGAACAUGAUGACAGUGAUAAAACAUCAUCACCUUCUGACACUGUAGUCCGACAAGAAGUUCGAAAUGAGGAUAGUGAUGUUGAUAGCAGUGCAAGUACUCAUGGAAGUGAUGACAGUGGUGAUGCAUCUAGUGGUAAAAAUUAUGUCCCCCCUACUCUAGCACCAGAGCCAUGGACAUGUGAGAUAGAUUACACACAUGCAACUCAAGAUGAUGAUCAUGGAGCUAGAGGUAGUACUAUUCAAUAUCAACGUCGAUAUAAGGGUGACAAACAAAAGAAAGCUCAUAAUUAUCAAGAUAUGCGGGAGAGUUUAGUUGAGAUUGAUUCUAGUCGAAGUUCAUCAUACUCGCAACCUUCUUAUUAUAACUCUGAUGCAUCAUACGGUGAUCCGUCAUACCAGAGCUCGGGGACGUAUGCUUAUCCUUAUUCUUAUUCUGUGCCUGUACCCGUUUCGAUUUCAGUGGUGCCAGUUCAAAUCCAACAUCCAGUGAUGAAUCGCUGAUGAACAUGUGGAGAAAUCAAUAUCAAUAUUGCAUGUCAUGGGAUGCUUAUUUAAUCUGGUCAUUGGAGAACUAUGGAGUUGACUUAAGCAGAAUGUC